AAUAAAUUAAAAACUCGUUCAUAAAAAAAGAAUCUUAUCCUACAUCUCUAUAACGUCAAGUUUUAUAUUUAAUCUAGUCUAAGAAAAUUUACAUAGGAAUAUAUUAGAUAAUUCAAAAUAUAAAUUUUAUAAAUGUAGAGUAAAAAUAGCUCGGAAUAUCGCAGAUCUAGUACAUUAUUCAUCAUUUUACAUAUUUUGUGCUCUUAGCAACUGUACAAAAUUAUACAGUUAUAUCAAUAUGGCCGCAGAACAGGUUAAACAAGAGACAGAUGCUCCACUUACAAAAUUCGAAAUAAAUAAUUCAACAAAACCGAAGAGAAUUCUAUUGUUUAGUGGCAAGAGAAAGUCUGGAAAGGACUAUAUCACUGAUAAUUUGCAUAAAAGAAUUGGUUCGCAAAGGAGUGUAAUUAUACGAUUAUCAGGACCUAUCAAAACGCAUUGGGCAAAAUCUUUAAAUCUUGAUAUCAAUCAAUUAUUAGGACAUGGAGAAUACAAAGAAAAAUACCGACUUGAUAUGGUUAAAUGGGGAGAGGAUAUGCGUAAGAAAGAUUAUGGCUACUUUUGUCGUGCUGCUAUUGAUAUGUAUGACGCAUGGAAUAAAUCAGUAUGGGUAAUCAGUGAUAUCAGAAGAAAAACUGACAUUAAAUGGUUCAUGGAAAAUUUUGGAGAUUUAUGUAAAAAUAUACAUAUAGUUUGCUCUGAGGAAGUUAGACAAAAACGUGGCUGGAUCUUUACACCAGGUAUAGAUGAUUCAGAAACAGAAUGUGAUUUGGAUGAUGUAAAUAAUUGGGAUUUGUUGUUGGAAAAUAAUGAUAAUGUUGAUACAGAAGUUUUACUGCAACAGUUAUUAGAACUAACAGGACUUGACUAGCAGAAAUACUUCAAUUUUAUCAAAUGCACAAUAAAAAGUAUUUCAUAACUUUAUUAAUCUUAAGUGAAGAUAAAAAAACUAUAUUAUUUCUGACAAUCUAAUUAUAAUAAUUUGUUAUGC
Molecule: messenger RNA, 991 nt
Organism: Nylanderia fulva
Lineage: Eukaryota; Metazoa; Arthropoda; Insecta; Hymenoptera; Formicidae
Gene: Pmvk
Product: Phosphomevalonate kinase
Biological process (GO): cholesterol biosynthetic process; isopentenyl diphosphate biosynthetic process, mevalonate pathway
Cellular component (GO): cytoplasm
Molecular function (GO): phosphomevalonate kinase activity
Source: RefSeq, a predicted model, not a curated record